AUGGUCAGGAUGUAUGGCGUAAGCAAGAGUGAGUUACUUGACCGUGAAUCUGAAGAUCCUGCUGUACGCCUUGCUUUGGGAGAAACAAAAGUGAUUGCAGAGACCAAAGAAGCACUUGCUAAAGCUGGAGUAAAUGUCACUUCUUUGGAAGAAUUUGCUACAGGGAAAGGCAAAGAGAAGAUCCGAAGCAAUCAUAUCCUCUUAGUGAAGAAUUUGUCAUUUGCUACUUCUGAAAAGGAACUGGCUCAAAUGUUUGGAAAAUUUGGAAGUCUAGACAGAAUUAUUCUCCCUCCCACAAAGGCGAUGGCCUUGGUUGUUUUCCUUGAACCUACCGAGGCACGUGCAGCUAUGANGAAAAUGGCAUACAAGCGUUACAUAGAUGCUCCNCUGUAUCUGGAGUGGGCUCCUGAAGAUAUUCUUGAGCCGAAAACACUUUCCGGUAACAACGAAAAGAAGAUUGAUGUUGGAGAAAAUGUUUUGAGAAGAGCCAACCUUGAGCAGCAGUUUGGAAUGGAUCUGGAUAGAACUGAGUCAAAUGUUCUUUAUAUUAAUAAUAUGAGCAUCAAGACAAGUGAUGAGAGUUUGAAGAAGCAUUUGACUGAACUGAUGAAGAAGCAGGGAAAGAUUAUGAGUGUCAAGAUUAUAAAGUAUCUAAAGGAUGGAAAAAAUCGUUCAAGCAGUUAUGCUAUUGCAGAAUUNGACUCUGUAGAGACAGCGACCAGUGUCUACAGAGACUUACAGCGGAUCCUGAGAACCUGUGAAAACAAGUGGAGUGGCAUGGCUGGGAAAGGUUCAGACAAGGAUAAUCCUUGUACAAAGUUACAUGUGAAAAAUGUAGCUUUUGAGGCAACCAAGAAGGAACUAAGACAGCUUUUCAGUCCAUUUGGACAGGGAUCUGUUGUGGAUGGGCAUGCAUUGAUUUUGAGAUUCUCUGGAAACGAGCGGAGUGACACGGCUGGGAAAGGUUCAGACAAGGAUAAACCCUGUACAAAGUUGAAUGUGAAAACACUUUCCGAUAACAAUGAAAGGAAGAGUGAUGUUGGAGAAAAUGUUGAGAGAAGAGCCAACUCGGAGCAGCAGUCUGAAAUCGAUCUGGAUAUAACUGAGUCGUUGCCUUCUCCAAGUCUUCCAGUGAGCGUGGAGUUCUUUGAAUGGCGCAACACUGUGGUCAGCUCUGUUUUCCACUGCUCUUGUGGUAAAAUGUUCCAAGUUCGUGUAUAUUCGCACAAGAUGUAUUUAUUUCGUACGGAAAGAGGUUGUGCCGCUCCGCAGAUGAACGUGGAAUGGGUCAGAGGUGGUCAGAUUUCCAUUGAGUGCAUGUGCUCCCUUUGCAACACUGGCGUUCGCUUCACCGGUCAAGGUCGCACUGGACAGACAGUCCACAUUUUCAGUGUUGGAGAGAGCGAACUUCCGGGAAUCCGUGAGAUCUGUUCAAUGUUAGACAAUCUAGUAAUCGAAUUGAGGAAGUUUGGAUAUUAUCCAAGCUUAGAACGAGCUGCACGAUGUAGAGGAAAGGAAGAAAGAGGAGCUUUCGAUGCAGCACAGUGA
Messenger RNA from Arabis nemorensis, 1548 nucleotides. The record is from the annotation of a GenBank genome assembly. NCBI's taxonomy places the organism in Eukaryota, Viridiplantae, Streptophyta, Magnoliopsida, Brassicales, Brassicaceae.